AUGAGCGGACUUCCGCCAGGAUCCUUUGUCGACGAAGGCGGUGAUUCAGCACCCACUACGGAUCCUGCCACCACUAUCACCCCAUCCUCGCCUCCAUCUGCAGCAGAAGACGUCUCUCACACCAUAGAAGAGAUUGCCACCACCUCUCUCGUUCCCGACUCUACCCCUCAUUCCGACCCACAGCCUCUUUCACCCGAAGAAGCCCACGAAGUAGAAGAAGAGCGCACCGAAGCCCAAUCUCUCUCCGAAGCCGCACUCUCUAUCCCCGAUUCCGAAGCGGACAAUGACGACGCUCUUGCCGUCUACGAGCCUGCUAACGAAGCUGUCGCCGGAGACGCUGGUGUGGUUGCCACCCAAGGCCCUACUGUUAACUGGCAAGGUGUUCUCGGACACUCUGUUUCCGCGUUGGGUGCCGCCAAUGCUGGUACUUCUGCCUACUUCAAUUUUGCUAGAACUGCCACUGCUUUCGGUCUGAAUGUGGCCAAGCGCGUGACGCAAGGUCUGGUCGCUGUGCCUGCGCUGUUGGCUGACGGCGCACUGACGGGUACUGCCCCUGGUGACACGUCUGGUAAUCCGAGCAUCGCGCGAGCUGCUCAUUCCGGAAUUGCCAGCUUCUUUGAUGCCAUCUCGUUAGUCGCUGUGGGAGGCAUCGAUCUGACCAGUGCGGUUACGAGCGUAGGUCUCGGUGCAGCAGGCUCAGGUGUAGAAGGUGUUCGACGUGCGCUCGGCUCUGAAGUCCUUCGCAGUCUUUCGGAGUUCACUAAACUCGUCAAACGCGAAUGGAACGCUCAAGAUGACUCUCUUCCCCCUGGCGGCAUUCCAGCUUACUCCAUCGUAGGCGUUGUGAAAGCACUCUCCACUUGGGUCUCGAUUCAACUCGUUGCUCGCAGCUACUACGAAAAGAAGAUGCUCGCCGGACUCCUCGAAAUCGACACCCACAAACUCAAGGAAGAAGUUGAAGCGCUCAAACAGACACACCACGUCCGAAUCACUUCCGCUUCCCUCAACGUCACCCGUUCGAAUUCUCAGCAAAGCAGCAGACACACCGACACCGGUGUCGAAGCGUACAGUCAAAAUGACGUUCGUAUUACCUCGAACCAGUCUAUUUCCGGAGAGUACUCGGGUAAUGUCAUUGGUGCUGAGAUCGGUCAUAAAGAUGGUUCCUCCACUCGUCUGCCCGGUUCUACCCUCUCCGAUGAGCCCGCUCGACCGCUGUCCGACGCUGAGGCAGUGCAUAACUUGCAGCGAUACUCCAAAUUGGUUCUAGGCGUGUACGGGGGUUUAGCGCUGUACUGGCUCAACUCUAUGCCUUCUGGAAGUCAGACUUCGAUUGGGGAGCUGAUUGCGUCUGCUCAUGAUACCGAUCAUACCCGACCGGGUAGUGCUGGAACGGAUGGAGUCGGUGGGGUCAUCUUCAGCGCUGAAGAUGAGUUCAUGCGCAAAGAUCAAGCUGAGUUCCUCGAGGCUGCGGCGCAGAUGGAGUUGGAGGAUGAAGAUGAUGGCACAACUCCUACUUCUGCUACUUCCCAUGAUCAGCAGCCAGCUGCACCCGCGGCUACAACUAGAAAUGGUAGAACUCACGCCUCGUCCUACAACCUCUGGGAUGUCAUUUCCGGAACCCAUGAUGAGGAUCUCUUCCACCAUUCAGCUAACCUUGAACGCGGCGCUGCCAUCUCCGGGUCGUACGAAGACGACCAUUCCUCCGUCAGGGGACUGUCCACCACGCGUCCCAUCCACAGGCCUGGUGUGGGCAAAGCGCGUCCCAGCAAACCUCGAUUCUACGUUGUUACGGAUCACCCGCGUCAAACGAUCAUGCUUGUUCUCCGCGGAACUCUUUCCGUUGGUGAUCUUGCCGCUGAUCUUACGUGCGAAUCAGUUCCGUUCGUGUUCGAUGAAGAAGUGCUCCCUAACAUCCAAGCUAAGGCUGCCGCCGCUACCAACGGGGCAAAUGUGAACGGGAACGGGAGAUUCGUAGAGGAAGCAGCACAAGACCUGUGCCACGAGGGGAUGUACAUUACCGCACACGAGAUCGGUGCACCUGGUCGAUCGGUUCACCGUUCUGUUGCUGCCGCGCUCGCGGAUAAUCCGGGAUACUCAAUCGACGUUACCGGCCAUUCACUCGGAGCGGGUGUUGCGUCGGUAUUGGCGAUGAUGUGGGCGGAUCCUACUACUGGGUUGACCACGACGGCUUCGGGGUUGCCUGCUGGACGACGUCUCCACGCGUACUGUUUCGCCGUCCCUUGCGUCACUUCCUCCUCUCUCGGCAGGAAGGUCUCUUCGAUCAUCACGAGUUACACCUAUUCCUACGACCUCGUCUGCCGCCUCAGUCUAGGGUCGAUUCAGGAUAUCCGCAAUGGCAUUGCUUGGCUCUGUUACCAAGACAAACAAGAUCACCAUGGAGAUGGAACGAUGAACGCACUUAUGAAGCGUGCGUUCGAGUAUCAGUCUGGAAGAAUCGAUUCGGGUAGUGAGAGAGAGAAGGUGGAAGAAGAAUUUUUGGUAUUGAGGAAAACGCUAGAGGCGAGCAUGGGGAAUACGCAUUUGUUUCCACCUGGAAAAGUUCUCUACGCGCUGACGGAGGGUGAUGAUCUCUUACAGGAACCAGGAGAGGAAGGGGAAAGAGGGGAAAAGAAGCAAAGAUUGUUUAGGGUGAAUGAAGAGGAUGACGCGGCGCUGAAGAAUGUUUUUGGUCAAAUGGUGUUUUCGAGGAAUAUGUUGAGUUGUCAUAUGCCGAAUGUGUAUGAUAAGUCUUUGCAUGAUUUGACUCGUUAG
Molecule: messenger RNA, 2772 nt
Organism: Ustilago hordei
Lineage: Eukaryota; Fungi; Basidiomycota; Ustilaginomycetes; Ustilaginales; Ustilaginaceae
Exons: 1
Coding region: 1-2772 (923 amino acids)
Biological process (GO): lipid metabolic process
Source: RefSeq, a predicted model, not a curated record